Molecule: messenger RNA, 4695 nt
Organism: Corythoichthys intestinalis (scribbled pipefish)
Lineage: Eukaryota; Metazoa; Chordata; Actinopteri; Syngnathiformes; Syngnathidae
Gene: arhgef37
Product: Rho guanine nucleotide exchange factor (GEF) 37
Exons: 16
Coding region: 364-2607 (747 amino acids)
Cellular component (GO): cytoplasm
Molecular function (GO): protein binding; guanyl-nucleotide exchange factor activity
Source: RefSeq, a predicted model, not a curated record
CGCGAGAUUGACACAGGUGUGAUGACUUGAUAGUAUUAUGACUACUGUUUAGGUGUACGGCGAUUUCGGACUGACAGCAAGACAAAAUACGCGUUGCAUCAAAAACAAGCACAACAUGACCGACCAACUGGGAGAAGAUGGACCAUCCCACUGUGCUUUUGUUUCCCGCCAGGGGGUUCCUUUACUCGCUCGGACACUGUAAACCCCUACAGCCCAAGCAGUGGGAAGGGGCGGGACCUGUCCUGAUUGGUCAUCGCCUGGCUUGCACAGAACUGUCAACCAGUGGAGUUUGCUUCAGGCAGGAACAUCCAGGAUCAUCGCAGAAACAUUGAAAAGUCUUCAGCAAAGACUGUGAUUUCCACUAUGGAGGUGCCAGGAUUGCCGCCGCCUGUGCCCUUCCCUCGAACUAUCCUUCAUCUCCCCCUUUGUACUACGGAUGCCGAGGACAAGCUCUCCUUGAAUGAGCCGUCGCCUGAAAUAGAGAAGGUCCAGGAGGAUAUAGAUUUGGAAGACGAUCCAUUUCUAGAUGAGGAGGAAGAGCAAAAUAGGGAAGAUGUGAUUUCCCCAGUAGUGGAGAAGGAAAAAAUGGCAGAGGAGGAGGAGAAGGCCGCGAAGGAGAGAAUGGCGCAGAGGCAACAGAUGGCGGUCGAAGAGCUGGUGCAGUCUGAGAGGAACUACCUCAAAAUGCUGCAGAUAAGCACAGUGACCAUCAGGAGCAACCUGCAGAAACUACAGCCUCCAUUGGCCAACUUGGACAGCAUGUUCCUUUACGUGGAGGACUUGAUGGACGUGUCCCGUCGGUUCCUCAGUUUGCUUGAUCAGAAGCAGCUCCGAUCCGGAGAGCCACUCUUCUUAGAGGCAUUGUGUGACUCAUUCCUCAGCCUUUCGUCGGAAAUUGAGGCGGCUUACAAAGAGUACCUGGCCAACUACAACCGUAUUACUAUAGUGGAGAACUCCUACAAACAGAAGGAGGCGCUGUGGAACCAGAUUGUUCAAGUUAUCAAGACGUCGGCGCCCGAAAUUAACGCCAGCUCACUGAGUUUCUUCCUGGUGAUGCCGGUGCAGCGCAUCGCCCGCUACCCUUUACUCCUGCAGACCAUCCAGAAGCACACGGAUACACAGCACCCAGCGUACGCACUGCUGGAGCAGACGGCGCACACCUCCAUUGCCAUCAACUGCCGCAUCAACGAAUACAAGCGUUUCCGGGAAGUCGCCGACAAGUACAAGAAGAGUGAGACAUUGACCAUCAAAGAUAUGAUCAACCGCUUGAAUUCGCACAGCAUCGCUAAGAAAACAGCCAGAUUUGGACAGUUCAUCAAACACGAAACCGGCAUGGUUCCCAAGCUGGUGGAUGAAGAGUUUGAUGCGUUGGAAGGCUUUUUUACAGUCCUAGAGCACGGCAUCUUGCAGCUGCUGGACAACGUGGAGCUCUAUCUCUUCCACCUCCGGACGUUCCUGAACUGCAGAACAGAAGAGUUUGACCUGGACAUGGAUGGCGAGAAGGUGCCCAUUUGCUAUAAGGAAAUCACCAGCGGACUCCGGUUGUGGAUCUUGCCUGUAUUUGAGGAAAGAAUGAGGGAGUUGAUCCACAAGCCUUUGUGCGCACUCCGUGACCUCUUGGUGGGCCCAAGGAACCUGAUCCGUAAGAGACUGCACAAGCUGCUUGACUACGAAGUGAUCGAGGCUAAGACUUCCCUCAGCUAUGAUGAGCAGGCCAUCGCCAACACGUACAGGACGAUGAACACGUUGCUGCUUAACGAGCUUCCCAAAUUUAACGGCGUGGCGCUGCAGAUGAUUUGGAGCAUGCUAGGAACGUUCAGCUGCCUGCACAAAGACCUGGCUUCUGACUUGGAGCAGCUUUUCCAGAGCUUUGCCCAACAGCUUCCGCACAGCUCUUUAGACGCCGCUGCAUUUUGGGAGUGGGCCGACAAAGCGGUACUUGAAGGGGCGAGGGCCCUUGACACUUUAGGUCGAGGUGUGGAAGAGACGCUCCUGGGGCCUGCUUCUCAGCCCCUGAACUCGUCCUUACAGCAGCGACUCCAGCAGCUGAUGGUCAAGCACAGCUCAGACAAGAUCUAUCAAGUGACAGCCGCCGUGGUGGGCACCCGAGAAAUGAACCUCAGCCUCGCCAAGGGUGAGCUCGUGGCCGUCAUCAGCUACGCGGACACUCGCGGAGACAGACGCAGGUGGCUGGUGGACGCCGGGGGAAGACGAGGCUACGCACCAGCCUACAGGUUGACCCGCUAUCACCAGGCGGAGGAGAUGCCGCCGCCCUCGCCUCACCUGAGCAUCCCGCAGCCCGCCGGAAGUGUCAGGAGACACUCGGACACGACGGACAUCCCGCAUACGACAACAAUGGCGGCAACAUUCAGCCAGCCGUGCUUCCAGGUGUAUGCGGCGUACAGCUUCACGGCGCGAGGGAACCAUGAAGUCACAGUGGUGGCGGGCGAACCGGUGCGUGUCCUUGAGCCUCAUGACAAGCGGGGCAACCCAGAGUGGAGCCUGGUGGAGGUACGCGGUCGGCAGAGGGGCUACGUGCCUUCCAACUACCUCGCCGUAGCGCCCGCCGUCACUCAUCCAACUAGUAUGAUGGCAUCCACAGAUUAGCCUAAGCUUGAAAAUCAUUGACUGCAUACCUUAGCUUGACAACAAGUACUAAAGUGUCAAAGAACCUGAUAGGGAAAAAACAUCUUAAAAAAAUAAAAUACAGCCAAAAACAAAGUCACUAUUAAUAAACUAGGUCAUAAUCAGGGCAAAAAAGCACGUCAAAACCUUGUCAAAGGCAGCAGUAGUAAGUCAGAAUGCACAUUUAUUAUUUUGAAAUAUAUUGUUUACACUUCUUGUGUCAUAUUGCUUCAUGUUUUUUUACUGACUUCUUGAUUCAGCUUGAGAACAAUUUUUUCUCAGUUUUAAACUACAUUUUAACAGCUCUUGACUGUUCUUUACUUGGUUUUUGACUGUUUUUGACUUAUGACUACUGCAUUUUACACUGUUUUUGCUAGCCUUUGAUUAGUUUCGUCUAGGUUUCUAGCUAUUUUUUUCAUUGGCUUUUGACUGUUUUUCAUUUUGUUUUGGACUAGUGUUCUUUAAAACUAUCACUUGUUUCUCAAAUGUUUUGAAAUCGGUCUAUAUCUGACUUUUAUUCUGCUGCUAAAGUUUAAUAACUGGAAAGAGACUCUGAUAACAUUAGCCACCUCCCCUGAGCGGAGCUAACAGCAAUGCUAGCAUCCCUGUGCGGACACUGAAGGACCUGAUGCUACUUAUCGCCAUGGACAGUUUUUACUCACUGCAGGUCACAUGACUGUGAAGAGACAGAUACAGAGACAUGUCGGUGGAAUGAAGAAAAUAAUGCUUUUCAUUUUUUGAAAGGACGUACUAUGAAGAUUAUUUGUUAUGUCAUUGCACUACAGGACUAAAGUGUCAGCAUUAGUAAGGACGGAAAUAGUAAAAAUGCAGGAAACCAUAUUUGUAUGAUAAUCGCCAGCUUGCACAAUCCUAAUAAAUGGGACUUUAAUUGUGAACAAAUUGAAGGUAUUACUACUCUCACUAAUUAUUAUGAUACAUUAAGAAAGGUAUAUAAAGACUAUAUUUUUUCAAGUCUUUAAGACAUUCGGAGCUCAAAUUGCAAAUAGCCCAAUAAUACCUGACUGCAGCCCAGAGCCAAGCGACAGCCGUCUUUUGUGUUUUUUCAUUUCAAGCAAAAUAAAUGAAGAUAAUACUGUCUGACAGAAUUCCAGGGGUGCCAAUACUUUUGGCCAGCAGUGUAGCAAAGCAUACAAUCAAAUUAUGUUUAGGCACACCCCUGUGACUAGUUAAGUUUAGGGUAAGGAAUUGGGCUAGGGCCUAUUGUCCCAAAAACCCUUUGAACUGAACAUCGUAAAAGAAUUCUUCGUGCCACCGUACCAACUGCAGGCGUGGUUUGUAGCGGCUGUCGCUUGGCUCUGGGCUGCAGUCAUACCUUUCUCAAGUUGACAACUGUCACCCCAGUGCAUUCUGGGAAUGCUAGUAAAAAAUCUUAACAUGAAGGUUAUUGUACAGCAGAGGUUGCACUAGACAUUUUCGUUGUCUGUCAUUUUGACUGACAGGGUCAUAAAAAUCCGGUCAUAAUCUAUUUUUACCCGUCACUUAAAUUUUUAAAAUGAUAAUGAUGACAUAUUCAAUAGUAUUUAGUUUUCAUUCAUUUUUAAUUAAUAUCGUAAAGCUUGCUUGGCGGCGAAAAAUUUGACACGGAAGUCGUGGUAUUUUUCUCCCUCUUUUUACUCUACUUACCGCCAACAACACCAACAAAACAACAACUCCGCCCCCAAAGAAAAAGAGGCAACUAUAUAGACCCCAAUCACCAACGUCACACAAUGAUCUUAAUUGUGGUUGUCAGCCCAAAAUCUUCUAAAUACAUAUUAAAUGCUUCUUACCAGAUAUAAAAUGACUACUACAUAGUCUGUGGUGAUCGUUUGGUGCCCAGAUUUCUUGUCGAAUUACAGCAGUCCAUCUCGCUCUCCUCUUCGGGUCUCUCAGAAUACGGUAGAACUUCAAGUCUCUCCGUCUAUCUUCUCUGUGACUGCAACCAACCGCCACACACGCCUUCACCAUUUUGAUUAUUAAUGUUAACGAGCAGAAAAACACGCCGUAGUAGGAGGCAUGUACGUAGCGGUAAUGUGUAAACAAGACGAGCUGACACACAAUAUGGCGGCUCCA